Molecule: messenger RNA, 1254 nt
Organism: Apodemus sylvaticus (European woodmouse)
Lineage: Eukaryota; Metazoa; Chordata; Mammalia; Rodentia; Muridae
Gene: Pgk2
Product: phosphoglycerate kinase 2
Exons: 1
Coding region: 1-1254 (417 amino acids)
Biological process (GO): glycolytic process; gluconeogenesis
Cellular component (GO): extracellular exosome; sperm fibrous sheath; cytosol
Molecular function (GO): ADP binding; ATP binding; phosphoglycerate kinase activity
Source: RefSeq, a predicted model, not a curated record
AUGGCUCUUUCUAAGAAGUUGACUCUGGACAAAUUGGAUCUUAAGGAAAAAAGAGUCAUCAUGAGAGUAGACUUCAACGUUCCCAUGAAGAAUAACCAAAUAACAAACAACCAGAGAAUCAAGGCUGCCAUCCCAAGCAUCAAGUACUGUCUGGACAAUGGAGCCAAGUCCGUAGUUCUCAUGAGUCACCUCGGCCGUCCUGACGGUAUCCCCAUGCCAGACAAAUAUUCAUUAGAGCCUGUUGCUGCUGAGCUCAAGUCCCUGCUGAACAAGGACGUUAUAUUCUUGAAGGACUGCGUGGGCUCUGAGAUAGAGAAAGCCUGUGCUAACCCAGGUAAUGGGUCUGUCAUCCUGCUGGAGAACCUGCGAUUCCACGUGGAGGAAGAAGGUAAGGGAAAAGAUUCUUCUGGGAAAAAGGUUAGCGCUGAUCCUGAAAAAGUAGAAGCCUUCCGCGCGUCACUGUCUAAACUUGGCGAUGUCUACGUCAAUGAUGCUUUUGGCACUGCGCAUCGGGCUCACAGUUCCAUGGUGGGAGUAAAUUUGCCCCAGAAAGCAUCUGGGUUCCUUAUGAAGAAGGAACUAGAUUACUUUUCCAAGGUUUUAGAAAACCCAGAGAGGCCCUUCCUGGCUAUCCUUGGUGGAGCUAAAGUGACGGAUAAGAUCCAACUCAUCAAAAAUAUGUUAGACAAAGUCAACUUCAUGAUUAUUGGUGGUGGGAUGGCUUACACCUUCCUGAAAGAACUCACGAACAUGCAGAUUGGUGCUUCCUUGUUUGACGAAGAGGGAGCCACGAUUGUCAAAGAGAUCAUGGACAAAGCAGAAAAAAAUGGUGUAAAGAUAUCCUUUCCUGUUGACUUCGUUACUGGUGACAAGUUUGAUGAGCAUGCUAAAGUUGGACAAGCCACUAUAGAAUCUGGUAUACCGUCUGGCUGGAUGGGUUUGGACUGUGGCCCUGAGAGCAUUAAAAACAAUGCUCAAAUUGUAGCCCAAGCAAAACUGAUUGUUUGGAAUGGACCUAUGGGGGUAUUUGAAUGGGAUGCCUUUUCUAAGGGAACAAAAGCCCUCAUGGAUGAAGUUGUAAAGGCCACCUCCAAGGGCUGCAUCACCAUUAUAGGAGGUGGAGAUACUGCCACUUGCUGUGCCAAAUGGAACACUGAAGACAAGGUCAGUCAUGUGAGCACAGGAGGCGGGGCAAGUCUUGAGCUUCUGGAAGGUAAAACCCUUCCAGGCGUAGAGGCCCUCAGCAACAUGUAA